Messenger RNA from Cooperia oncophora, 351 nucleotides. The record is from the annotation of a GenBank genome assembly. NCBI's taxonomy places the organism in Eukaryota, Metazoa, Nematoda, Chromadorea, Rhabditida, Trichostrongylidae.
UUGAAGGUUGCUCCUUCGUUAACGUGGCAGGAAGCAAGACGGGGUAUAGCAGAGAAAACUGCCCAUCCAUUUGACUGGACUUUCACUUCGAAGUAUGCGGGAACUGUGGAGCCGACCGACUUGACUAUCGACAUGGAACGUUUGAAACGACAAGAACCCAUAGGAUUCUAUUCACAAAUAACGUUGUAUGAGGAUGAAUUAGCUGACCAUGGUACAGCACAGCUAUCCGUGAGACUUCGCGUAAUGCCUGGUUUCUUCUUCGCUUUGAUGCGAUUUUAUCUUCGGAUUGACAGAGUUCUCGUUCGGUAUGUUGGUGAUCGACUUUCGUCAGUUCUGUAUUCAAAAAGAUAA